Messenger RNA from Fusarium odoratissimum NRRL 54006, 1077 nucleotides. RefSeq lists its product as uncharacterized. The record is from RefSeq and is a predicted model, not a curated record. The coding region runs from base 1 to 1077 and encodes 358 amino acids. The transcript is spliced from 3 exons. NCBI's taxonomy places the organism in Eukaryota, Fungi, Ascomycota, Sordariomycetes, Hypocreales, Nectriaceae.
AUGGCAGUCGUCACUCACGACAUAGCCCCCGAUGGGGACAUCUGCAUCGUCCUCCAGAAACCUAACACUCAAUCAGUUGUUCCAAUUGUCAACCUUCGCCAGUAUGGUACGGAGCCACCUCAGUACUACCAAGAUGUAUCCUCGGUGGGCGUUCCUGUGUGGCACUCGCCAGCGCUUAAAGACAAGAAGGCUGCUGAAUAUCGGCUUCGUGUUUCUUCGCAUCAUUUAACAUCUGUCUCUCCCAUGUUCAGUUGUAUGCUCAAAGGCCCCUGGAAAGAGUCAGCAGCUCCUGAUGCAGCGACUUCUUCGGAUUCUUGGGAUCAGACUCCUGCCGCAACCGCCAUUCGUGAGAUCUCAGCAACUGACUGGAAUAUACACGCCUUGAUUACCGUACUCAACAUUAUUCAUGGCCGCCAUAAUGAAAUCCCGCGACAAGUCAGCAUCAAGUUUAUUGUCGACGUUGCCGUCAUUGUCAACUACUACGAAUGCGCUGGAUCUGUAACUCUUGCAGCAGAGUUGUGGAGAGCAGGAGUAAAUGUGCCCGAAACAUACGGCAAGAAAUCUAUUAUGUUGCUGUUUGUUUCUUGGGUUUUCUCUUGGACCAAAAUGUUUUCUUCAAUGGCUCAUUUGGUGCUGGAGCAAGGUGAAGGCUCAGAACAUGCGGAUACCCGGAACCUUCCCAUCGCUGUGAUCUUUGAAACGCUGGAUAAGAAGAGAGAGUUGGCCUUGCCGUUUGUCCAUAAAAGACUCAGUAACCUGCGCGGGGAUCUGCUGAAUAGCCGUAUUGGGUGUAGCCCUCAAUGCAGGCACAUGUUGCUUGGGGCUCUUGAAUCUAAUAAGCACGACAUGCACAAGGCACUCGGAAGUUGGGACUACGAACCCAAAGGAGUCUCUGUCGGUCGUGUUUUGGACGCUCUGAACAGCUUUCCUUCGCCUGAAUGGAAAGACCCCAAGGAAAAGGGGCAAGUUCAUUCUCGAGAUUGCAAUGUCAAAACUCUCAUGCAGCCAGCUUUCGAUAAGAUCAGGGAAGAUUUCAAGAAGAUUAAGCUCGCCGACUUCCAAGCUAAGAAAGUCUAA